This is a messenger RNA of Botrytis byssoidea, 2028 nucleotides long. RefSeq lists its product as uncharacterized. The record is from RefSeq and is a predicted model, not a curated record. Gene Ontology annotation, molecular function: ubiquitin binding; phosphatidylinositol binding. Gene Ontology annotation, cellular component: ESCRT-0 complex. Gene Ontology annotation, biological process: protein transport to vacuole involved in ubiquitin-dependent protein catabolic process via the multivesicular body sorting pathway. Lineage: Eukaryota; Fungi; Ascomycota; Leotiomycetes; Helotiales; Sclerotiniaceae. Bases 1 to 2028 code for a protein of 675 amino acids. The transcript has 6 exons.
AUGUUUCGCGCGCAACAAAAUGCCUUUGAUGAGGUCGUCGCUAAGGCGACCGACGAGAACCUUACCUCAGAAAAUUGGGAAUACAUUAUGGAUGUUUGCGACAAAGUAACCGGUGAAGAUAGUGGCGCUAAGGAUGCCGUUGCAAGCAUGAUAAAGAGGUUGGCGCAUCGAAAUGCUAACGUGCAAUUAUAUACUUUAGAGCUUGCCAAUGCUUUAAGUCAAAAUUGCGGAGCGAAAAUGCACAGAGAGUUGGCUUCGAGAGCAUUCACGGAUGCACUAUUGAGACUGGCGAACGAUAGAAACACACAUCAACAAGUCAAGGCAAAGAUUUUGGAACGGAUGGCUGAAUGGGCAGGAAUGUUUAAAGACCCUGAUUUGGGGAUUAUGAAUGAUCAAUACCACCGCUUGAAGAGCCAAAAUCCCAACUUACAUCCGCCUUCCGCCCCAUCAAAGAAUCGACUCACAGAUUUGGAUCGUCAGAAGGAAGAAGAAGAAUUACAGAUGGCAUUAAAAUUAUCCAUUCAAGACAAAAGCAGUCAGCCAAAACCUGCACAACCAUCAAAUUCAUCCGCAGGUCCGGCACAAUCGCAACAAGCUGCACAGCCACAACAAGUACCAUCUGGGACUACCGCGGCUACUGUCUCAAGAGUGAGAGCACUUCACAAUUUCCAACCUACAGAUGCAGAUGAGUUACAGUUUCGAAAGGGGGAUAUUAUCACAGUUGUAGGAUCAGUGUAUAAGGAUUGGUGGAGGGGCUCUCUACGAGGGAAGACUGGUAUUUUCCCAUUAAAUUAUGUCGAGAAAUUGGUCGAUCCCACACCAGAAGAAUUACAACGAGAAGCUCAAAUGGAGGCCGAGGUUUUUGCGGAAAUCAAGAAUGUCGAGAAGUUACUUACAUUAUUGAGUACUUCAUCAUCUCAAUUAGAUGCCCGUGAUAAUGAGGAAAUUACGAAACUUUACCAUUCUACUCUUGCAAUUAGGCCAAAGCUUAUUGAGCUUAUUGGAAAGUACUCUCAAAGAAAAGACGAUUUCACACAACUCAAUGAGAGAUUCAUUAAAUCAUGUCGUGAUUAUGAAAGUUUACUUGAUGCCUCCAUGACCCAGGCACAACCUUAUCAGUAUGGUCGUCCUGGGCAAGUACCUCAAGGUCCACAAGGUUAUGGGUACCCUCCUCAAGCCGCAAGACCACAACAAGAGCCACAGCGAUAUUAUACACCAUCUCAGUCAGAACCUCCAUAUCAGCCGCAACCAUCUCCAUCUAACGGUUAUCCUCCUCAGCGUAAUGGACCGGCCCCCUUUUACGUUGUAGCUCCAGGUCAACAACCUCCACAAUCAGAGAGUCAUCAACCAUAUCCCGGUCAACAGCCUUCACAACCAGAGAGUCAUCAACCAUAUCCCAACCAACAGCCUCCACAAUCAGAGAGCUAUCUACCAUAUCCCGGCCAGCAACCUCCACAAUCAGAGAGUCAACAGCCAUACCCCCAAAGAGACCCUACUCCUCGUAUUCCAUCAGGCUCACAACCACCCCCUCUUGAAACUAACAGUCCUCCCCCAACUCAAUACCCAACCCAACAACCACAGACUGGUCAUCGCCCCCAAAGUACAUACUCUAACCCACAAGAACUUGCAACUUCUGUCUAUGAUUCUCCGGUUCAACAACAAAAUCCUCAUCCAUAUACUGCAUACGCUGAGACAGACCCAUAUUCAGCCACACCUGCCCCAUCUCAACCGCCUCAACAAUACAAUGCUUACAAACCUCCUCAACAACCAUCGCAACCUCCUCAGCCAUCUUACGAACCACCAGCGCCCCCGGGUUCGUUGCCAAGUCCAGUUCAAGGGAGCCCAUAUCCAGUAUUAGGGGAUGCGAGGUCAACAUUGCCCAGCCAGGGGCAAUAUAAGGCAUAUCAGAGACCAGAUAGCAGUGAUAGUAAUCAGGGACCAAGUCAGGGGUUAGGUAAUGCACCUAGUGCGCCACCUGGAGGCGCAUCCAAUCCGGCGGAUUUUUAUAGGCAAAGUGCUGCUUAUUAA